Molecule: messenger RNA, 3079 nt
Organism: Phoenix dactylifera (date palm)
Lineage: Eukaryota; Viridiplantae; Streptophyta; Magnoliopsida; Arecales; Arecaceae
Source: RefSeq, a predicted model, not a curated record
UAGCAGAAAUCAUGGCUGGAGGCCUUUAGAGCAAGCAGAUCUAGAUGUGUUUCUGAAGCAGAUCUUGCAGAUCUAGAUGUGCUUCUGAAGCUAUGAUCUCACUUCCUCUUGGGAAGGAUAACUGAGAACAGAAAUGGCUGAGGCUGUUGUUUCUCUCGUGGUGGAGAAACUCGGAGACUUCCUAAUCCAAGAAGCCAAAUUCUUGUAUGGAGUCCGUGGUCAAGUCGAGUGGCUAGAAGGUGAAUUGCGGCAAAUUCAAUGCUUCUUGAAGGACGCUGACAACAAACGGAAGGGGAACGAUGAGGGAGUAAAGAAUUGGGUGAAAGAUGUCAGAGAUAUUGCUUACGAAGCUGAGGACAUCGUCGAAACAUUUGUGCUCAAGAUCGAGAGACGGCAGAGGUGGAGGGGCUUCGGGAGCCUCGUCAUUAGGUAUGCCCUUAUCUUCGGUGAAUUAAUAGCUUGCCAUAGAAUUGGCUUGAAUAUUUCAGAGAUCAAGUCAAGGAUCCUUGACAUCUCCGAUCGUAGAGCUCGAUAUGGCAUCGCCAAUAUAGGUGAAAGUACUGGGGGAGAAGGGGGGAGCCAUGCAGAUGAGAGUGUGCAAUCCCGGCGGCGGAUAUUACCACAUGUUGAUGACUCAGAUACUGUAGGUUUCGAGGAUGACAGGAAAGCAAUUGUAGAGCAAUUACUCGAUCCAAGAAAUACACGGCGUUGCGUGAUCUCGAUAGUUGGAAUGGGUGGUCAGGGCAAGACUACACUUGCUAAAAAGGUUUACAAUACCGGCGAAAUCAAGAGAAGCUUUGAGAAAUAUGCGUGGAUAUCAGUUUCUCAGGACUAUAAUGUGACAAAGAUUUUGAAGAACAUCAUGAGGAAAAUUAUGGGAAUUUCAGAGGAAGAACUGGAUAGGAUCCAAGAAGAUGACUUGGAAGAGAAGCUGCAUGAGUUCUUGAAAGACAAGAGAUAUCUGAUCGUGAUGGAUGAUAUAUGGAGUACAGAAGUAUGGAAAAAAAUUGUGCCAGCCUUUCCAGAUGCGAAGAAUGGAAGCAGAAUCAUUUUCACUUCACGCUCGAUAGAUGUUGCAAAAUCUGCUGAUCCAGAUUCCCCACCCUAUGAGUUAAGGUUUCUAAAUGGACAGGAGAGCUGGGAACUCUUUCUUAGGAAGGUUUUUCCGACUCAAGAAGUUCAAACGAGCUGCCCUGACAACUUGGUGACGUUGGGUCGAGAACUCGUGGAAAGAUGUGGUGGUUUACCUCUUGCUCUUGUUGUGCUAGGAGGCAUGCUAUCGAAAAAAGAUAAAAAUCGUACCGAAUGGUCAAAAGUGAAGAAGAGCUAAAUGGGAGACAACCAAAGAUGUCAAACAUGCUUAGAUGUAUUGGCUUUGAGCUAUGAAGACUUACCUUACAACCUGAAAUCAUGCUCUCUCUAUCUAGGUUGUUUCCCUGAGGACUCAGAGAUCAGUGCUGCUAAACUGAUUAGGUUAUGGACUGCGGAAGGCUUCAUUCCGGCAAGAGAGAGGGAAACUUUAGAAGAAACAGCAGCAGAUUACUUGGAAGAGUUAGUCCAGAGGUGCAUGGUUCAAGUUGUGGAAAGGAGGUCUGAUGGGGUUGUUAAAACCUUCCGAGUUGAAGCAAAAGAGGCUCGAUUUCUCGACGUUUAUAGCACUGAAGAUUGGACAACCUCAAGUGCUUCACGCCGUGCGGCUUUAUUCCACAACGGUGCUGAUGUACUGGAGUCUCUUUAUUCUUCUCAAUUCCUGCGGACUCUCGUAGGCUUCAAUUGGUAUGCAAGCACUGGUCCUGUAGAGCUGAGGCUACAGAAUCUGAACUUACUAAGAGUGAUUGAUCUGGAAGGGGCAUCACUUCAGGAGCUGCCCAAGGAAAUCAAAAGCCUAAUCCAUUUGAGAUAUUUGGCCCUGAGAAGGACCAGGGUGUCACGGAUUCCACCAUCCAUCGGAGAUCUUUGCUAUCUACGAACUCUUGAUGUAAGGCGGACACCUGCCAGGUCUUUGCCUGAUGCAUUUUGGAAGAUUCCAUCACUAAGGCAUGUAGUCUUUAGCCGGGCUUGCGCGAUCCCGAUCCCACGAAAGAUCUGUGCUGCAAAGAAUCUGCAGACCUUGAAGGGAGUACGUGGUGGAUCAUGGAUUGAGAAGCAGCUGCCACAGCUGACCAACCUUCAGAAGCUCGCGAUACUCGAAGUUUCAGACUUAGAUGAAAUGAUGCUGUCCAAUUCACUCAGGAACCUGAGUUCUCUAGUUUCAUUCGCACUCGGAGGAAAUCCGAUCCCCGCCGACAUCGUUCCGGCGUUAUCAGGACAUGAGCACCUUCAUGUUUUGCAUCUAAGUGGACCUAUGUCAAAGAGGCCACAAUUACCCAACAGCAAUGAAUUCCCUCAGAACGUCACCAAGCUCACAUUGCAGGGAUCUAAUCUAGAAGUGGACCCAAUGGCAACGCUGGAGAAGCCAAACCUUAGGGUUCUUAGCUUGGGGCUUCACGCAUAUGCAGGGAAAGAAAUGGUUUGCUUUGCAGGUGGCUUCUUGCAGCUGAAACGGUUGCAUCUCCAUGGUCUGAGGGCACUGGAAAAUUGGAGGGUGGAGGAGGGGGCGAUGCCUGGUCUCAUCCACCUGUCUAUUGUUGACUGUAAUGCACUGAAGAUGCUUCCACAAGGACUAAGAUAUGUCACUACCCUUAAAGAGCUGGAGCUGCUGCAUAUGCCGGCCGCAUUUCGGGAUAGAGUUCGGGAAAAUGAUGGCGAGGAUUGGGUUGCGAUAAGCCAUGUUCCCUCCAUCAUCAUAAAAUGAUAUCUGACUCAGUUUAAUGCUGGGAGAAUUUCUUUGCGUGACUGCAUCUGGUGGUUUCAGCCUCUUGAGUAGUUUUCGAUUUCUUGAUUUGUCGUGAGAUAGUAUUCAUGUGAUUUUCUUCAUAGCAGUAGAUGCAGCUUGCCAAUGCUCAUGUAUUUUGUUGAUGGUCUGCAAUUUCUGUUAAAUAAAAUUGUUCCCUUUCCACUCGAAGCUUUGCCAUGAAACUUCAACGAACCACAAACUACUGUAUGCAAUGAAACAGUUGUCCUUUACAUGCUAUGAGAU